AUGUAUGGUCAAAAUAUUGAUCGCCUUAAUGUAUAUGUACAGUCUGGGCCGUCAUUGCUAACAUCUCUCAUCUGGUACAAACAAGGUAACCAGGGCAAUCAAUGGAUGGAAGGUAAUAUUACCAUCAAAGCGGCAAAACCAUUUAUGAUAAUACUGGAAGGAAUAAGGGGAUAUGGUUAUCGUGGUGAUAUAGCAGUAGAUGAUGUAGAACUUACGGAAGGGUCGUGUGGAAGUCAGCUUACAGGUGUACCUACAACUUUUAUUAGUGUCUCUAAGAGUGCUGACAAAGCGAUUCUUGGGAAUAACACAUUUGCUUUCUCCUGCGAUUACAUUAUUCCACUGCAAGCUCAUCUGUUUGCAGUAGAGUUACAGCGAAGAAGGAAAGAUGAUUCUAAUUUCAUUACUAUAGUGACAUUCCAAAAUCAGUCGAAUCAAAUUAAUGUAACUUAUCAAGACACAUCAUUGGAAUCCAGGACUGAAGGAAUACAACCAACAACAGAGAACAAUUCUACUGCAGGUCUCGAGUUCAGGAAUAUAGAAUGUUCUGAUAAGGCUGAAUAUAAAUGUAAAGUGUACUAUUCUGACGGAACGAACACUAGCAUUGAGAAUACCACUGAAGUAGUUGUACAAGCUUCAGCACAGACUAUGUUUUCGCAAAAAGGUCGAAUUACAUACUUCCCAAACACAAAUAUAACAGAGGGCGAUGAAGUCGUCUUCACCUGUGAGGGAGAUGUAGGCAGUGAGCCAGAAGGGCAUAUUGCUUGGUUCUAUUACCUUGAUAACGAUACCACAAAUGCUGUCGAUGCAACGUCUAAUGCGUCGUCAACAGCUCCAGUAUACCAGGAAAACACGUGCACUUAUACACGUACCUCUAUGUUACGAUUAAACAUGACGGAGGACAUCAAUAAUGUUACGGUGAGGUGCACGGCGCAACAAAACGUUUUAAACCAGUCUGGCGAUGGCUAUGUUCAAACUAAUAAGAUUCCUGUCCAGUUGUUAUAUUCACCAAAGAUCGACCUCAUAGCCAAUGAAACAUAUACAGAAGGACAGGGAACUUUGACCCUUCGUUGUACUGCAGACUCUUAUCCCGCACCUGACUAUGUUUGGCUUCUACCGGAUGGAUCAGAGAGUCUCGGAUCUAAUUUGGAACUCACGAAUCUUACCGUUGGAAGCUCGGGAUUAUACAUGUGUAUUGCACACAAUUUUUUCAAAGGUGAAAACCAUACAACAAACACAACAACUUAUGUACGCGUUGAAAAAGCUCCAACACCGAUAACAGAGGUCAUCACUACCACACCUUCUUUGAUUCAAACAACAUCUGCUAAAGCUUAUUACACUCUGAAGGGAGCUAUACAUGUGGUAUGCACUAACUAUCACUGGUAUAUUACGGUGGAAAUGGACAAAAUACGGCACAUUUACCCAACAGCAAGGGCAUCUGAUAUAUACCUUGGAGAGAAUAAAUGUAAAGGUGUGCAAAAUGGUGACCUUCUAAUAUUUCAACAUGACCUUUCCGAAUGCUUAACAAGUGAACUGCUUGUCAACGGAAUUGAAGUGUAUAACAACGAAUUGAUUUAUGCGGAACACGAUCCUGUUUACCUGUUUAUAGUGCUUCACUAUAACUGGACAGUUGGAGUAGAAUGUGACAUAAGACAGAACGGAACUGCUAUAGGACGUAAAACAAUGAGUCUAUCCACAGCAGCCCAUUCUAAGACUGGGACAUCAGAGUCAUCAGUGAGUCAAGUCAGCUGUAGCUUUGAUUCGGGACUUUGUAAUUGGACGCAGGAUCAGACAGAUACAUUUGAUUGGACACGACAAAAGGGUUCAGCCCCCUCUGCUUAUACUGGGCCUGUCGGAGAUCAUUCAGGAGCUGGAUACUAUGUAUAUAUAGAAGCAUCUUAUCCACGCGUGGCAGGCAAUAAAGCACGCUUGAUUAGCCCAGAGAUAUCACCAAAUCAGCAAGGACAGAAUUGUUUCACCUUCUGGUAUAACAUGUAUGGUAGUAAUAUGGGACGACUUAAUGUAUAUGUGCAGUCUGGACCGUCAACAUCUCUCUUGUGGCACAAAAAAGGUAACCAGGGCAUUCUAUGGAAGGAAGGUAUUAUCAGCAUCGAAGCAGCAAAACCAUUUAUGAUAAUACUGGAAGGAAUACGGGGAAAUGGUUAUGCUGGUGAUAUAGCAGUAGAUGAUAUCAAACUUACGGAAGGGUCGUGUGAAAAGCAGAUCAUAGGAUAAAAGAUACAUAGCAUUUUUUGUAUAGACAGAAGUGUGAUUAUAUACAUUAUAUACAGUAAUGUAUUAGUAA
This is a messenger RNA of Mercenaria mercenaria, 2302 nucleotides long. Its product is annotated as MAM and LDL-receptor class A domain-containing protein 2-like. Gene Ontology annotation, cellular component: membrane. Bases 1 to 2232 code for a protein of 743 amino acids. Gene Ontology annotation, biological process: nervous system development. The transcript has 11 exons. The record is from RefSeq and is a predicted model, not a curated record. Lineage: Eukaryota; Metazoa; Mollusca; Bivalvia; Venerida; Veneridae.